GAUGGGGUAGUGAAAUGCGGAGCUGAACAGAAAGCGAUGCUAGUAAGAGGGAGCGGGGGCCGAAGCGUAACAUGCAAGUCGCCCCCCUGCAAGCAGCUUGGCGAUGGGUGCCGAAAAUACUUACGCAGAAGCUUCGCCACCACACGCCUAGACAGGCUUCUCAUAUGGAGACAGACGGGUGCCGCUCGUUUUGAGCCAACCUCGAGCGAUAGUUUCCGUGCAGUAAACACGACUUCAUUCUGGUGCGCAUUGUCUGCGAACAAAAUCAAUUCCGUCAGCAGCAGUCAAAGAAUCAAGCGCAUUACAGCUUCCAUGCACAACAUGCAGGAGCCUGCCACGGCACCGUGGGAUCUUAUCAUUAGCGAUGCCGAUCUCCAGAAGCUUAAAGCCGGUUUCGAGCCUCAGGACCAAGAUGACAAAUGGCGCGUCUCCGUCACAGAUCAGAGCCCGAGCGGCAACUUCUCUGUCCACCUUGCUCGAAGCGGAACUGGCAAGGAGCUCUAUAUCCUUGCUGUGAAGCCAAGCGAUGGUAGCAGCAGCGGUAGCAGUGGUGGUGCGAAGAUCGAGGCCAUCACGUGGGAGCAGAACAAAGGUGGAAUUCGAAUCUCAGAGGAGCAGGGCAAGAAGGAAGCUGUGAUUAUUUCCAGGAGCGUUCUGGAAUGCGAUUUCGAUGCGCUUCCGGAUUAUGACGUCUCCGAUAUGUGGAAUCAUCCCGCUGCGCAGAUAGAUGCCAAAUAA
Molecule: messenger RNA, 738 nt
Organism: Periconia digitata
Lineage: Eukaryota; Fungi; Ascomycota; Dothideomycetes; Pleosporales; Periconiaceae
Source: the annotation of a GenBank genome assembly